Molecule: messenger RNA, 2066 nt
Organism: Daucus carota subsp. sativus
Lineage: Eukaryota; Viridiplantae; Streptophyta; Magnoliopsida; Apiales; Apiaceae
Product: nuclear pore complex protein NUP58
Exons: 6
Coding region: 196-1611 (471 amino acids)
Biological process (GO): nucleocytoplasmic transport
Cellular component (GO): nuclear pore
Molecular function (GO): structural constituent of nuclear pore
Source: RefSeq, a predicted model, not a curated record
UAAUUUCAUGGUUCGAUCCUUGGGUUGAGUUGUAAACAAAACCCGAAUCCCUCUUGUUCUCCUCCUCAGCCCCAGGGUCCAAGAAUUAGGGUUUUACAUUUUACCCCCCUUUUUCAAAUUUCAAUUCACUCGCAAUUCAUGCACACAAAAUCACAUUGAGGCCUUCAUUAUCAUCGUCUUCAUCAAUCUACCAAAAUGUCAUUCUCCUUCACUCCGCCGCAACAGCAGCAACAACAAACUUCAUCACUCUUUCAACCACAACAACAACAACAAUCGCCGUUUCAACAGCCCUCUCCGUUCAAUUUUCAACAGCCUCAACAACAACAACAGCAACAGCAGCAGCAAUUUCAGCAAAAUCAGCUCUUUUUGUUUACGAACGAUAAGGCUCCGGCUAGUUACGGCACGAAGUGGGCUGACCUCCAUCCUGAUUCUCAGAAAUUUCUCCUCCAAAUUGAGGAGAGAAUCUUGGAGUACAGAGACGAGAGUCAGCGGUUGGACCAGUGUAGUAGACUUUAUGAUUCUUCGGUUUCUAAUGACGUGUUUGAGCAUGAUGCUAGCGUUGUUGUUCAGGAACUUGGUGGAAUCAGUACAGCAAUGGAACGACAGAAAGCUGUUUUACAAGAGCUAAUGGUUGUUGUGAAAGAUAUGUUACGCAACACAGAGGUGGCUGUUCGUUCUUUUAUGAUGUUGCGUCCAAGGUUUAUUCACUCCAGUGGAGGUGCUACCACAAAUGCCACAUCAUCAUCUCAGUAUACUGGGGCAAUAACUCCAAGUGCAAGUGGUCAACCAGCAGGAACACCAAUGAUGCCUGUUUAUGAUUUCUAUAGUGGACUCCCCAAGAAACCAUCUCCCUUUCUGCAGCAAACUAUUGCAACAUUUGAGAAGUAUAUUGGAGAGUCUCGCCAGUGGAUUGAAGAGUUAGAACAAUUAUUACGUUUAGAUUCUGAGAAGAACUCUCUGAACUCUAGCUCUUCAUUAUUGCAGUCCCUUCCCAAAGUCAUGUCAAAUGUCCACGACUUUUUUGUUCAUGUAGCGGCAAAGGUUGAAAGCAUACAUCAAUACAUGGAGUCGAUGAAAACUGCAUAUCUUGCUGACCACCGGCGCCGGGGCCAUGUAAAUGAUCCUUUUCUUGAGGCUGAUAGAAGGGAGACUGCCAAACAAGAAGCUGCUGCUCGCAGAGUUCACCCAACGCAGCAUUUGCCAACAAAUCCACAACCGUCAACUCAGGUUGCUGGUUUGUUUGCCAGCUCAGCAGCUCCUGGAACAUCUGCUGCACCUCAAACAUCUGCAGGCCUUUCUUCUGCACCAUCUGGGAGUGGGACCACGCUUUUUAAUACUCCAGCUGCUUCCAUACCUGCAUCUUCCCUGUUCUCAACUCCUGUCACAACUACUCCAGUGUCCUUAUUCGGAUCAUCUGCUUCACCUCAAACAUCACUUUUUAGUUCCUUCUCUACUUCGACACCUUCCUUCACUAAUACUGCUCCUUUGUUUAACUCAACUCCUGCUGCUGGAAUGUCUUCAUUUUCAACACCAUUUGCUUCAGGACCUGCUACAGGAUCUGGGGCGAGUUUUAAUACUGCAUCUGUGAGUAGAUCUAACUCUGUGCCUUAACCUAUUCUGUCUUUUGUCUUAACUGCGGACGUGUAGAAAUCAAGAGCUAAAACUCGCACUGGGCGACGCUAGUGGCUAAUUCUCGGUUGCAUGAAAGUUGACAUGCCCGACUUUGCCCAUUUGUUAUUGGCAUGUGAAUGAAUCUGCAUUGGAUGAACUGCAGUAUUCACAUGUAAUGCUCAUUCCUUGAAUGCUCUAACCUAAUCUCACUGGUGAUUGAACUUGUGUAUCAAUUGUUCUCGUCUCUUAGUUUCAGUUUUCUCACACCCUCUAGGCUUUUUCUAGAGAUGACUGAAAACACUGUAAAGGUCUAGGCUUUUUCUAGCUGAGUAAUGAUAAAAUAAUUUCUACUUUACGACAUUAGAAGAUUUUGUAAUGGUUUGGAUUUUGUAUUUUUGUUGUAUAAGCAAGUUCGAUUGGGUUUGUACCAGAUGAAAUAUAGUUCAUUGCUGGUU